Molecule: messenger RNA, 2010 nt
Organism: Eimeria mitis
Lineage: Eukaryota; Apicomplexa; Conoidasida; Eucoccidiorida; Eimeriidae
Exons: 5
Coding region: 1-2010 (669 amino acids)
Biological process (GO): mitotic spindle organization; regulation of cytokinesis
Cellular component (GO): spindle microtubule; spindle midzone; spindle pole centrosome
Molecular function (GO): protein kinase activity
Source: RefSeq, a predicted model, not a curated record
AUGGCAGCAAACGCUGCUGCUGCUGCUGCUGCUGCUGCUGCUGAGGAUUCUGCUGCUGCUGUUGCUGCUUUGAAGGGGAGCAAUGCUGCUGCUGCAGCAGAUGAGAAAAGGGAAGCAGCAGCAGCAGCAGCAGCAGCAGAAGAGACAGAAGAAGAAGCAGCAGCAGCGCCGGAUACAGCGAAAGUAAAAGCAGCAGCAACAGCAGCAGCAGCAACAGCAGCAGCAGCAACAGCGGCGCCAGCAACAGCAGCAGAAACAGCAGCAGCAACAGCAGCAGCAGCAGCAGCAGCAGGAAUCCUGCCGCAGUAUGGAGGCAGCAGAGCAUAUCACCACUAUGUGCAUGCGAUAAAGGAUGCUGCUGCUGCCUUCGAGCCCCAGCAGCAGCAGCAGCAGCAACAGCAGCAGCAGCAGCAGCAGCAGCAGCAACAGCAGCAGCAGCAACUGCAGCUGUAUCGGUUGUAUACCGCUGCCCCUCAAACACGUUCUGUUCAAUGCAGCAACAGCAGCAGCAAAUGUUGCUGCUGCUGCUGCUGCGAUGAGCUUGACGCAGUAGCAGCAGCAGCAGCAGCAGCAGCAGCAGCAACAACUGGAGCUCGACCCCCAUCUGCAGCAGCAGCAGCAGCACCACCACCACCAUCACCACCACCAUCAUCACCACCACCACCACGACCACCAUCAGCAGCAGCACCAUCAGCAGCAGCACCACCAUCAGCAGCAGCAGCAGCAGCAGCAGCAGCAGCAGGAGUGUAUGCUGCUGCUGUAGAGAAUUGGGGUGUAUGCGGAGGUAGAGGAAACCGCUGCUUCUUGCUGCUCUCAUAUUUGGGCGAAUGCAACCACCAGCCUCUGGCUGGGGGCCUUCAUGCGCUGCGGCAUCCGUGGGUGGUAUAUGUUCACUUCGCUUCAGUUCGUCUCUUCUCUAUAAACCCUAUUUAUACUCUACCCCAAAACCCUCAACACAACCAACCACAAACAGGGGGGCCCCCGGGGGGCCCCCCUCAACCAGCAGGGGGGCCCCCGGGGGGCCCCCAACACCAACCCGAACCAGGGGGGCCCCCGGGGGCCCCCCCACACCAACCAGGGGGGCCCCCGGGGGGCCCGCCACAGGAACCAGGGGGGCCCCAGGGGGCCCCCCCACAGGUACCAGGGGGGCCCCUGGGGGGCCCCCUACAGCAACCAGGGGGGCCCCUGGGGGGCCCCCUGGGGGGCCCCCUGGGGGGGCCCCUGGGGGGCCCCCCCCCUGUGCGUGUUGCUUUUGUGGGUUUGCGUGGGGUGUUUGCUGUUCCUGCUGCAUUUUUAUUUCCGCCAGCUUUGGUUGAGUUUACAGCAGCAGCAGCAGCAGCAACACAGCAGCAGCAGCAGCAGCAGCAGCAGCAGCAGCAGCAGCAGCAAAAGCAGCAGCAGAAGGGUGUGGUGCUGCAGUUGAAGGAACCUGUUGCUGCUGCUGUUUGCUGCAGCAGCAAGGAGAGGGCCCCCAUCAACUGCAGCAGAGAUAUCUCCCUACCUACCACUGGCACCGGUUUGUUUGCUCAAGCGGUCUCUUCUGGUUGUCUCCUUUUUUGGUUUGAGGGACAGCGAGAACCCAACUGUCUGCUAGUUGCUGCUGCUCCUGCUGCUGCUGCUGCUGCUGCUCCUGCUGCUGCUCCUGCUGCUGCUGCUGCUGCUGCUCCUGCUGCUGCUGCUGUUGAUGCUGCUGCUGCUGCUGCAGCAGAGACGCCGGCUCAACGCUCCUUGAAAGGAGAAGGCUCGGAGCUGCCGCGUCCCCCCCAGCAGCAGCAGCAGCAGCAGCAGCAGCAACAGCAGCAACAGCAGCAGCAGCAGCAGCAGCAGCAGCAGCAGCAGCGAGGUGUUUCCUCUGUCUUUCAACAGCAACAGCAACAGCACCCGCAGCAGCACCCGCAGCAGCAGCAGCAGCAGCAGCAGCAGCAGGAACCUAUUGGUAUCAGCAGGUUGCAGCGUUCCCUUUUCUUCUGUUUGCUGCUGGCGGUGUGGGGGGCCCCUCGCUGUUUGUAA